CACCCCUCCCGGAGGAGCUGCGACCUCUGCCUACGCUCGGACCCCUCAGCAGCUGCAGGUGCCAGCCCGCCUCACCACGCCCCGCGCUGGCGGCCGCUGGAACGCCCAGGCAGAUAUCUAGCUAAGGUUUCCGGUUCUCUUUUGAGUGAAGCUGAAUGUUUCUGCUGGGAUAAUGUAACUGGAGGAUCCGGGUCUGGGCAGACUUGACCAUGGGAGCCAACACUUCAAGCAAACCACCGGUGUUUGAUGAAAAUGAUGAUGUCAACUUUGACCACUUUGAAAUUUUAAGAGCCAUUGGAAAAGGCAGUUUUGGGAAGGUCUGCAUCGUACAGAAGAACGAUACCAAGAAGAUGUAUGCGAUGAAGUACAUGAACAAACAAAAGUGUGUGGAGCGCAAUGAAGUGAGGAAUGUCUUCAAGGAGCUCCAGAUCAUGCAGGGGCUGGAGCAUCCUUUCCUGGUUAAUUUGUGGUACUCCUUCCAAGAUGAGGAAGACAUGUUCAUGGUGGUGGACCUGCUGCUGGGCGGGGACCUGCGUUAUCACCUGCAGCAGAAUGUCCGCUUCCAGGAAGACACUGUGAAGCUCUUCAUCUGUGAGCUGGCCAUGGCCCUGGACUACCUGCAGAGCCAGCGCAUCAUUCACAGGGAUAUGAAGCCUGACAAUAUUUUGCUUGAUGAACAUGGGCACGUGCACAUCACAGACUUCAACAUCGCUACGAUGCUACCUGUGGAGAUGUGCAUCACCACCAUGGCCGGCACCAAGCCUUACAUGGCACCUGAGAUGUUCAACUCCAGAAGAGAAGCAGGUUAUUCCUUUGCUGUUGACUGGUGGUCACUGGGAGUGACAGCAUAUGAGCUGUUGAGAGGCCGGAGACCGUAUCACAUUCGCUCCAGUACUUCCAGCAAGGAAAUUGCACACAUGUUUGAGACGGCGCUUGUGACUUACCCUUCUGCCUGGUCACAGGAAAUGGUGUCACUUCUUAAAAAGCUACUGGAACCGAAUCCAGACCAACGAUUUUCCCAUUUGUCUGAUGUUCAAAACUUCCCAUAUAUGAAUGAUAUGAACUGGGACGCAGUUUUGCAGAAGAGGCUCAUUCCAGGAUUUAUUCCUAACAAAGGCAGGCUGAAUUGCGACCCCACCUUUGAGCUCGAAGAAAUGAUUCUGGAGUCCAAGCCUCUUCACAAGAAAAAGAAGCGCCUGGCCAAGAAGGAGAAGGAAAUGAGGAAAUGUGAUUCCUCCCAGAUGUGCCUUCUUCAGGAGCACCUUGAAUCUGUCCAAAAGGAGUUCAUAAUUUUCAACCGAGAGAAAGUCAAAAAGGACUUUAAUAAAAGACAAGCCAAUCAAGCCUUGGAACAAACCAAAGACCCACAAGAAAAGGAUGGCCGGAAUAACCCAUGAAGUCCUCAACAUCUUCUUGGGACAUUUCCACGUCAGGAAGAGCUGACAGAAAUUCUCACCUCUCCACACCUCACACACCUUAGAAAAUAUGACUGAAUACCUUUGGAGGGAGGCAGCACGACCCAGAGAAGAGUCCCCAGGCUCCCGGGAACUAGAUUCACUACCGCGCGACCUUGAGCAAGUUACUUACCCCCUUUCUCUGCUUCAGUUUUUUCAUCUAAAAACGAGAAUGUAAUACUAGGUGAGCCCUAUGUUGCCUUUUUACUGCCACUGUUCUCCAUUCUGUUCUUCUAAACAGCCUCUAUUUUUAUUUUAAAAGGAAUAUUUGGACGCAGAUUUAUUUUUUCCACUCCUAAUUACACUGUGACAAAUGGACGUUGCUGGGUGAUGGAGCGAAUCUCUUCAGAGUUAGAAAACUUCAUAAAUUGGUCAGAAUCCCCAAAUCCGACUGAAUAGGAGUAAGGAAUUCAUUCAGGAAGAAAUGAGUGGAACCAGAUUAUAAGUAACACAGAUUGACGAGGGCCUUCCAGUGGUGUGCUUAAGUCAGAACACCGUACCAGCUUGUAUCAAUUGUAAGAGCCACUAUGCGCAUCUGUCCCAGCACCCCGUACAGUGAUGUGAAGUUGAGAGUUGAAAUUGGUGAUGGUGGAAGUAUUUAUAUCAUGGAAAUUGGCAGAUGCUACAAAUCAGGGCUUUCCACCCUUUCCGGCCCCCCCCCCCACCCGGCGCCAGGAAGCCAGUUGUGAAAUAUUAGCACACCACUGGCCUUCUUCUAGAAGCAUGUUCCUUGAGAGCUAAUUGUCCUCUUAUGACUACCAGAGACCUGUGUCCGGAGAGCAUCAGAAAAGAACAUUGUCACAUUGAAAGCACCUCCACCUUGUAGUACCUGAAGUUGUAUCUUAUAUGGGAGUUACAGUCUGUCAGAUUGUGAGGUGAAUUUGGAAGAUAGUAAAAUUUACCCUUGAAAAAUUCCUUUAAUAUACACAACAUAUGGUGAGUAUCUUUUCUUAGAGAAGCCCAAUAUCAUGAGACCCUUCACUAAUGAAACGAGUCAUCUUUUUUGGUUCUUUUUUUUUUUUUUUGGUCUCACCUUUGGCUAAUAAAAGAUGCACUAAAGUGUUGAACAGAUUAUACAUGCCUUUAUAAACUAGAAUCACACGCUUAGAACCGUGGGAUGCCCACACAUCUGAGAGGUCUAAGGCUGACUAAGGGAACAGCAAUACUUACUUGUGCUUACUGUAAGAAUGGCGGGCAGAAUCCCCUAUUUAAAAUAGUAUUGAUAUUUCACUUUUUCUUUAUAUUGUAUUUAUUUCUUUGCCAAACACAAAGUUUAAUUCACCUAAGUUGGGAUGUAACUCUACUCCCCUGAUACCCAGAAGAUCUUUGCAGAAGAACUAUUUUUGGCAACUCACAGAUGCUGCUGGGUAGACUCAAGAAUAAACAGGGUUGGUGGGGGAUUGCUUUAUCUGUUGGCCACUCAGAUCACCUAAACCUUGUCCUUACUUAGGGAGACUAUGGGCCUUAGCAGGGUGGCAGUAAGCUGGCAACAGGGGAGACCAGACAGGUGGAAAUGGGCAGAAGUAACAGAGACGGCCGCAAGCUACAUAGGACUUCUCCAGAAGGGAGGUCGCACUGGGACAACUAGACACGGGCAGGAAGCCAGUGCUGAACUUUAAUUCAGCACUGAUGGUUUUCUCCCCACUGAGCUAAUAGGCCCCACAUUUCUGGCCUUGAAAAGCUGUGAAAUAGUGUCUCUCUACUUGAAGAGUAACCAUAUUUUUGUUAAGAAUUAAAAGCCAGCUCUUGUGUU
Molecule: messenger RNA, 3207 nt
Organism: Aethalodelphis obliquidens (Pacific white-sided dolphin)
Lineage: Eukaryota; Metazoa; Chordata; Mammalia; Artiodactyla; Delphinidae
Gene: STK32A
Product: serine/threonine kinase 32A
Exons: 13
Coding region: 210-1397 (395 amino acids)
Biological process (GO): regulation of signal transduction; G protein-coupled receptor signaling pathway; protein phosphorylation
Molecular function (GO): G protein-coupled receptor binding; G protein-coupled receptor kinase activity; ATP binding
Source: RefSeq, a predicted model, not a curated record